AAUGUCUACAAACAAAAGUCAAAAUCCCUAAAAUUUACCCUCCGUCCCUCCCUCCAAUCGACAGCUUCAAAUUCCCAUAUAUAUAUUUUAACAAUUAAUAAAAGGCAGAAUGGAAGCAAUGGUGAAAAAGUAUCAGCAGAAAUUUAGGAGAGUGAGAGAGGACAUGGAUAGAUGGGACGAGCACCAAGCUCGAUUGCUUUCCCAGUUUAGAAAUGCUUCUUCCAUCAUUGGAAGGUUACAGUUGCUUGAAAAUCGUAAAAAAUAUGGUUCCUUGAGAAAUCUUGAUGGUGUUAAAGAUGGUAUCUUGACCAAGCAGAUGGAAUCCCUGCAGACCAUCAUGCUUUCGAUGACUAAAUCUUUGGAGGAACUAAAUAGUGUUGUUUUCUCGCUUGCAAAAGCUCUCCGUGAUGCUAAGCAGCAAGUGAAAGGUGGCUCUAUUCAGUUUUCAAAGAAACAAUUGCAUAACAGAAUUGGCAUAAAACCAAGUCUUGCAGACUGCUUGGAAGGGCUUCGACUUCUUCACGAGAUGUAUCAAGCAGAGUACCAGCUUAAAUCAUCUUUGAUUUCUGCACUUCCUAGCCUUGUCUUGAAGCCAAGUGCCAGCGAUUUACAUGCUUUUGAGCAGCUGUUGGUAGAUCAACCUAAUAUCCCCAAAGAAGAAGUUCAAUCCAUAUAUGAUGUCAUAUUUGCCGAGGAAAUUUGCUGAUGGCAUCAAGAAUCAUUGAGCAUUUAUGAAUAGGUCAGGAAUUGAAAUAGUUAGAUUGUUGAGCUAUUAGCCUAUUAGUAUUAGUUUUUUCGUUACUAUUAUUUUCUUUUUUCAAACCAAGUGUUGGGAUUGACAGUAAUGAAACAUUUUUGUUGACCAAUAUCUUGUUAUUAAAUAUCAUUAAAUUUGGUACAA
Molecule: messenger RNA, 901 nt
Organism: Erigeron canadensis
Lineage: Eukaryota; Viridiplantae; Streptophyta; Magnoliopsida; Asterales; Asteraceae
Exons: 6
Coding region: 110-706 (198 amino acids)
Source: RefSeq, a predicted model, not a curated record